Mastomys coucha (southern multimammate mouse) is the source of this 2524-nucleotide messenger RNA. RefSeq names its product protein PPP4R3C-like. Gene Ontology annotation, biological process: DNA damage response; protein dephosphorylation. Lineage: Eukaryota; Metazoa; Chordata; Mammalia; Rodentia; Muridae. The transcript is spliced from 2 exons. Gene Ontology annotation, molecular function: protein phosphatase activator activity. The annotation marks the transcript as partial. The record is from RefSeq and is a predicted model, not a curated record. Gene Ontology annotation, cellular component: protein phosphatase 4 complex; nucleoplasm.
CAUAACCAAGGCAGGCUCAGAGACUCAAGAGCUCCUGAGAAAGAAUUGUGACUGUGGCAACGUUACUGGCCAAGGUAGUUAGGUAUAGCAACUUCUGGUUAGAGUACAAAAAGCCAAGGUCUGCACAAGGAUGAGAUCUAGCAGGGCAAGGCCAGUGAUCAACAUGGACUACAGACUUCAUAGAGUAAAAGUCUACAUCAUGGUGAAAGACAAGCAGUGGAAAGACAUAGGAACAGGAAAAAUUUCAUCCAAAUACAGUGAACGACUCCAUGGUGUGUGCCUGCUUGUUCACUCAUUAUCAGAUGGAUCUCCAAUUAUGGAGUGCAAGAUACAUCCUAAAGUGCCCUAUCAGAAAAAACAAGGGAAAGUAAUCAUUUGGUCUGAAGCUAAGAACCAUGGUAUGGCAAUACAUUUCCAGGAACCAAAUGAUUGUCAAGAGAUCUGGGAAGAUAUAUGCCAAGUUCAAGGUAAAGAUCCAAAUGUAAAAAUCACACAAGAACUUACUGAUGAUAUGGAAAGCUUUGAACAUCUAUCUCUGAGCUGGAAUCAGGUUGAGAUGUCAAACAGUGAACUCCGUACACUCAAAAAUAUUGCAAACUUAUUACCUUUUGUCUUUGAAAUGCCAAGCCAGAAAGAAAAACUGGUGCUGUUCUUAGAAAAUGAUGGUUACAUUAAAAAAUUGCUACGAAUGUUCAACACUUGUGAAAAACUGAAGAACAUGGAAGGAUUAUACUAUUUGCAUAACAUUGUUAAAGGAAUCCUGUUUCUAAAUAAUACACGUUUGUUUAACAUCAUGUUUUCUGAUGAAUUUUUCAUGGAUGUUAUAGGAUGCCUUGAAUAUGACCCUGCUUUGGAUAAGCCAAAGCAGUAUAGGGAAUUCUUGACUCAAAAUGUGAAAUUCAAGGAAGUUAUACCAAUAAUACACUCCCAACUUAGGCAAAAAAUACAACAGACCUAUAGAAUGCAAUAUGUUCAUGAUAUAAUGUUGCCUUCACCAUCCAUAUUUGAAACGAAUCUUCUUUCUGAUAUUACCACUAUGAUUUUUUUCAACAAAAUUGAUAUAAUUACUAUGCUUCAGGAAGAUGAAAACUUUUUGCUCAAAAUUUUUGCUCAGUUAAAAGAUAAGAGAGUAGGAGAUGAGAGAAGGCAUGAAUUAUUAUUAUUCUUUAAGGAAUUCUGUGCAUUUGCUAAGACAUUACAGUCUCAAAAGAAAAAUGCAUUACUGAAAAAAUUGAUAAGGCUAGGAAUCAUGAGUGUACUGAAAGUUGUAGUGCACAUGCAUAAUUACCAAAUACAAAUAGCUACUCUAGAACUAUUUUCUUAUCUAGUAGAAUAUAGUCCAUGCCUAGUUCGAGCUUAUGCAGUGGAAGAAGCUCAGAACAGUAAAGAUAAUGAUAACCUUCUCAUUAAUAUAAUGAUCAAGCAAAUGAUCUGUGAUUCUGAUCCUGAAUUUUCACAAGGCAUCAUUUUGACAGCGGCUUUUCAUGAUCUUCUUGAUCCAGGAAAUAUGCGUGCCACAGCUAAGGGAUGUGAAAGAAAAGUAUUUCUGAAUUUCUUCUAUAAACGUUGCAUGAGAAACCUUGUAGCACCAAUUUUGUCUACCACGGUAGAGACUGACAGAAAUGAUAAUAGGGUUAACAUCUGCCCUGAUAAUUAUCAAAAUGCACAAUUGCUUGGAGCAAUUUUAGAAAUACUUACAUUUUGUGUGCAAUACCACUCAAUGUACAUAAAACAUUAUAUUUUGAGCAACAACUUGCUCAGCAGAAUCUUGGUGCUCAUGAGUUCAAAGCACACUUUUCUGAUUUUGUGUGCUGUACGUUUUAUGAGGAAGAUGAUUGGCCUUAAAGACAAAAUUUACAGUCUUUACAUAAUUAAUGAAAACCUUUUUGAACCAGUUGUAAAAGCUUUUAUGCAUAAUGGACAUCGGUACAAUAUGUUAAAUUCAGCUAUUAUUGAGCUAUUUGAAUUUAUAAGAAAAGAAAACAUCAAGUCUCUCAUUGUAAACAUUGUGGAAAAAUUUUUUAUGGCUUUUGAAUCAAUUGAGUAUGUCCAGACCUUUAAAGGUUUGAAAACUAAAUAUGAAGAGGAGAAGAAGAGAAAAAGUCGAAAAAGAAAGAAUUUACAUAGUAUAAUAUACCCCAAAAUGUAUUGCAGCCAUAUCAAAGUUAUGGAGGUAAAAGUCAAAGCAGACAUACAUUAUAGAGGAAUCACAGAAGAAGAACGACAAGGAGGAGAAGGAGCUAUUCUACCAAUGAGGAGUGACUUUACAAAUAAUUACAACAUAUUUAUGAAAAAUAAAGAUACAAAUGAUAGUGAAAAUAAAACAGAAUGUCCCAAAAGAAAAUCAUCUGAAGGCUUUGAAUGUUCUCCAUCUCAUGCAGAUCCUUCUGCUAACAGAAUGAGUAUGUCACACUGUAGCAGCCUGGUUCCUUUAGUGGAUUACCCAUAUGACAGUGAUAGUGAGAAUGAUGAUGAUCCUUAUGGUAGUGAUAAAGGUGAAGAUGAAGACAAAGAUGAAGAAUCC